Messenger RNA from Lytechinus variegatus (green sea urchin), 4381 nucleotides. RefSeq names its product dual specificity tyrosine-phosphorylation-regulated kinase 1A-like. NCBI's taxonomy places the organism in Eukaryota, Metazoa, Echinodermata, Echinoidea, Temnopleuroida, Toxopneustidae. The transcript is spliced from 11 exons. Gene Ontology annotation, biological process: positive regulation of DNA-templated transcription; peptidyl-serine phosphorylation; protein autophosphorylation. Gene Ontology annotation, cellular component: nucleus. The record is from RefSeq and is a predicted model, not a curated record. The coding region runs from base 105 to 2366 and encodes 753 amino acids. Gene Ontology annotation, molecular function: ATP binding; protein serine/threonine kinase activity; protein serine/threonine/tyrosine kinase activity.
UUUCACAUGUAAAGUGGCCUAACCCUGGGCAAGGAAUCGUUCUCGUUAAUCGAGGGCGCCGUAGUCUGAAUGGUUGUGAUGAUGUAUAUUGUUUGACGGAGCAGAUGAACGGCGAAAUGUCGGUGCACUGCUCGAGCAACCAACUCAACGGACAGCCAGCUAAUCAUCCAGCCUCACAGGAGACCCCUAUUGGCCCCAACACGGCACAUCGUGAGCCCAUCCUGCAACAGCAGGCGGAGGAGAUGGCAGCGAUGCAGAGUCGUAUCCCUCACACCUUCAGGGACGCGACCCAUGCCCCCCUUAGGAAGCUGAGCAUUGACCUAAUCAAGACUUACAAACACAUCAACGAGGUAUACUAUGCCAAGAAAAAAAGGAGAGCGUUACCGGCGCAGGGGGACGACACGAGCCACAAGAAGGAAAAGCGCCUCUACAAUGACGGUUACGACGACGACAAUUACGACUACAUUAUCAAGAACGGCGAGAAGUGGAACGAUCGCUACGAGAUCGACUCACUCAUCGGCAAAGGCUCUUUUGGGCAGGUUGCGAAAGCAUUCGACCACCAAGAGCAGGAAUAUGUUGCAAUAAAGAUCAUCAAGAACAAGAAGCCGUUCCUCAACCAGGCACAGAUCGAGGUCCGACUUCUAGAGCUCAUGAAUAAACAUGACGCUGACAGCAAGUAUUAUAUAGUUAAACUGAAGCGACACUUCAUGUUCCGAAACCAUCUCUGUCUCGUCUUCGAGCUUCUCUCCUACAACCUCUACGACCUCCUCCGGAACACCAACUUCCGGGGCGUGUCUCUCAACCUGACCCGCAAGUUCGCACAGCAGAUGUGCACCGCCCUUCUGUUUCUGGCCACGCCCGAACUCAACAUCAUCCACUGCGACCUGAAGCCCGAGAAUAUCCUCCUGUGCAAUCCCAAGCGAAGCGCGAUCAAGAUCAUCGACUUUGGUAGCUCCUGUCAGCUCGGACAGAGGAUAUACCAAUAUAUCCAGAGUCGGUUCUACAGGUCGCCAGAGGUGUUAUUAGGUAUAUCAUACGACAUGGCUAUUGAUAUGUGGAGUCUGGGCUGUAUACUGGUGGAAAUGCACACGGGUGAACCACUCUUCAGUGGAUCAAAUGAGGUUGACCAGAUGAACAAGAUUAUUGAAGUGUUGGGGAUGCCACCAACGCAUAUCAUCGAACAGGCUCCGAAAGCUCACAAAUACUUCAUCAAGACAGAAAAGAAUUGGGUACUCAAAAGAAGUCGGGAUGGAAAGAAGUACAAGAGUCCAGGAACGCGGAAGCUCCAUGAUAUCUUAGGGGUGGAGCUCGGAGGCCCCGGCGGUAGGAGAGCAGGUGAACCGGGUCAUACCGUCUCAGAUUAUCUUAAAUUCAAGGACCUCAUUCUAAGGAUGUUGGAGUAUGAUCCUGCCGUCAGGAUAAAACCCUACUAUGCUCUCCAGCACUCCUUCUUCAAGAGAACGGCCGACGGCAGCACCAAUACGUCCAAUAGCACGUCGGCAAGUCCAGCCAUGGACCAGGCCGGUAGUCCUCCCGCUGAGCACUCGUCUGGGUCUAGCUCAGGAGGGGCUACAGGGGGCUCCAACCACGGCUCUGGGUCCGGUGGAAGGGCGCAGUCUGACCCCACCCAUCAGAAUAGCACCACAAACCACGCCCUCGGACACCAGCACGCUGGCAACUCAUCAGGAACUAUGGACUAUGAAUCGAUGUCAUCGCACUCCAGCUUGACUUCGGGGAUGUCAAGCGGGGACGUAGUGUUUGCGUCAUCGUCGAGCAGUGCUCGUGGACACUCUAGCUCGCAUACGUAUCCCCAUCCCCACUCGCAUAGUCGCAAGCACCACCAUCAUCACUCGUCGCAUGGACAUAGCCUCCCGUCGCCAGCUGCCCCGGCCAGCAACGUGAAUUUAUCUCAGACUGUGAUACAAGCUCCCAUAGUGACAAUGGGUAUCCCGACGAUACCAGUGACAAUGGGGAUGCCGCAUGUGCAUCAGGCUGGUAUCGUCACGACGCCGGGUUACGUGUAUUCCUCGCACAGUUCGCUGGAGAAUACUCAGAGCAGCUCGUUAAGUAGUGGUUCGUUAAACAUGCCUAUGGGCGCUUAUGCAAUACCGACUCACCACCACCCGUCGUCGUCGACGCAACAGACGCUUAUAAACAAUCCCCAUUUACACGGGACGACGACGGGAACGGGGGGUAUCGCGUUGACGAGUAAUGUGAGCGGGACGAGCAGCGUCCCGUAUGCGUUCGCGUUGCCGGUGCAGUCGGCCGUGAGUACGGGGCUUGUGAACUCUCAAACGACGAGGCAAGCGGAUGAUUCGCCGAUGGUGGGGGUGUGUGUUCAACAGAGCCCGGUAGCGUCGCAUUGACACCUGCUGAGGACUCGAUCUCAUUCACCAACCUUUUUAGGACCCUUUGGUAGUUAGUCGGCUUACACUUCUGAGAAUCCCCCCUUGUACCGGUAUCGCGAAUAGAUGUCGCCCUCAGGCUUGUUGUGGUGGUGGUUAUAUAUCUCGUCAAGCUUGCUAUUGCUUUUGGAAAUGUAGUCAACGAAGUCAUAGCUCCGUGUCUGUAGAAACAUAGCAACAGGAAACGUCCAAAGACUUGAAAGACAUAGCGAAGAAUCUCAAUAGGAUCACGUCUUGGCUGUACAUGUAGGAAGGUCUGGGCUCAGGUAGCAAUAUGAUACAAUUAGGCAUCAUCACCGUGAAUUUCGCAUCGUCGUCGUGAUCGCUACAAACUCUGGUUACAACGUACCCCAUCGAUGAGAGGAACCCAUCUCAGGAGCCGUCUCCUACCUUUUCCCCCCUCUUCAUAAACGUCAUAAAACCUCUUCCUUGUGGAUGUUUCCUAGAAGCAGAUCUGCAGGCUGUCGCAGUUCUCACUACAUCAUUAACUAUGGAGCACCAUUGAAUUCCCAAGAACUCUACCACUCUAAUCAUCCAUAGAAUGUUAUGCCUCGCAAAAGGUACAUUUAUAAAUCGGUGUCCCAUGUGUUUAAUCUCUUGAGGUGUCGGAAUUCUUUGAGUUGGCAACACCAGGCUGCACAAGAUCAGAUCCUCAACGUUUACAGUUUCCAGCACUACCCGAUCUCUUACAUUACCAUUACCCUACACAGUUAGUAGCAGGAUGGCGGUUGAAAAACCCCAGUGUUUUAAUACAUUUGAAAUCUUUUUAUAAAUAUGUUAAAUUGAUGUAAAAUGUGUUUUUGUAAGAAAAUAUUUUUAAUUGUGCCAACCCUGAACAGUCGUGUCUGUUACCAGACCUUGGGGAGUGUUUCACAGAUCAAUUCAUCGGUCAUUUUCAUGGACAAGCUGUUAUAAGCUACUUGAAUCCUUGUAUCUGAUUGGUCAAAAAUAGAUUUGUCAGUGAAAAUGACCAACAAGACAAUCUGUGAACUUUUCCAUGGGAGUGUUUCACAAAUCGCUUUACAUCAAUUUUUACAGACAAACUAUUAAAAGCUUUCAUCCAAUAGGCAGAGAUCAAGUUCGUCUUUCGAAAUCACUGACAGGACAUUCUUUAAACCCCUCUCUUGGGGGAAGCUUUCACAAAUUCAAUUCAUCAUCAAUUUUUACAGACGAACUGUGAGAAGCUUCUCGAAUCCUUGCAUGUAACCGGCUAAUGGCAAAUUCAUUCAUAAAUUGUCAGUGACAAGACAUUCUGUGAAACUCUCCCCUCUUAAAACCCUUGCCAGGCUUAUGCAUGAACAUUCCCCCCUGUAUCACGGAUGUAUUACACAACUUGUAUGAACACCCCACGUACCCUGCUACUAAAUUAUAUAGCACCAUCAAACAUAUACCUCACACGGAACAAGGUCAGAGAAUAUUUUGUUAAUUGUUCUUGGAGGUUUGAGUUCAGAUUAAUUGGAGUUGCAACUAUUUCUCGUAUCGAAAAUGUAUAUUGCAUCAUCAAGGAUUCACUUUUACCUCAUAUGUAGAAGAAAACUUGUGUAAAACAUCGUUUGGCUGAAUCGGUAGUUUUGCAAAAACAAAAAAAAUGGAUUGACAAAACGGACUAUUUUCUGUAUAUUUUUAAAACAUCUUACCUCGAUUUUAACAAAUAUAAAGUCUUUGAGACUGUUUCUGUUACUACUCAUGAGUAAAUGAGUUUUUAUUGAAAAACCACUUAACGUCGUCUGCGUCUCAGAUGUAUGGAAAUUUCAAGAAAUUAAAUGUAUUCAGCAAAAUAAUGACACGAUCACGGCCUUCCAUCAAACGUUAUAGAGUUCAAGAUUUUAUAAUGAAAGAUAUUUCAUAAAUAUUAACCAUGCUUUCAAAAUAAAGGUAAACAAGAAUAAGUGUAACGAGGGGAGGUUUUCAUGAAAGGAUCUGUCUGAUGUUUUGUCUGACAGUUACUAUAGUAACAGUCUAUCUCUCACACUUCU